AUGGACGGGAAUCAUGGCGAAGACAAAAUCAAAGACUCCAGACAUGGUGAUGCGCCAUUACAUUCUGUUUAUGUGAAAUCUAAUGAAUUGGAGAUGGUCAUACAAAAUCCUGUCACGACAAUCAUGAGUUCGUCUGCGAAAAUAUCAGAAGAAUAUCCAAGUAAUAAGCCCUCCCAAAACUUGGAAGCUACUAAUAAAGCUAGUGUCACAACACAACAAUCACUUUCAGCAUUGUAUUUGUCGAAUAUUUCUAAUCCAUUAAGUACAUUACACAAUCUAAAUAUGGGAUUGCGACACACUUCCGCUAUCGACCACUAUCGUGUACAAUUGUACAACUAUGCGAUUAAUAUGGAACGGUUUCGAUAUCCUCAGUAUAAUCCAUCUACUGCAAUCAGAUUUUCAUUACCUAUAUUUCCACAGCGUUUCUUUCCGCAAGAAGAACCAAAGCCACAACAUAGUUACAUAGGAUUAAUUGCUAUGGCUAUACUUAGCUCUCCUGACUCAAAGCUCGUUCUAUCAGACAUUUAUCAGUAUAUUCUAGAUAAUUAUCCAUACUUUCGAACGAGAGGGCCAGGCUGGCGCAAUUCCAUACGUCAUAAUCUUUCUUUAAAUUACUGCUUUAUUAAGUCUGGUCGAAGUGCCAAUGGUAAAGGCCAUUAUUGGGCAAUACAUCCUGCCAACAUAGAUGAUUUCCGAAGAGGCGAUUUCCGUAGACGAAAAGCACAACGUAAAGUUCGAAAACAUAUGGGUCUCUCUGUAGACGAUCAAGAUAAUGAUUCACCGAGUCCACCACCAUUGGACUUAACUUCACCGCCGUCUCCACAGCCAAUAUCAUCGGUAUCAUCAACUGCUCCAAGCUCAGCUGAUAACUUAUACACCAAACCGCGAAAAAGACAGUUCGAUGUUGCCUCAUUGUUGGCACCGGAGACUAUAACUAAUAUUCCGAAUUCUGUUGGAAUAGCUAAAACAGAGCACACAUUCAUCACAAAAGUAAGCGUGCAACAAAGUAUUCAGCAGAAUAUAAUGGUGGCACCGCAAUUCAAGCAGCCUCUGCAAUCACAAAGUAUAAAUGCCGAAGAGGAUAUCGAUGUUGUUGCCAGCGAUGUGGAGCACGAGAACAAUAUAAGUCUCCAGGAUGAUUUUUAA
Molecule: messenger RNA, 1146 nt
Organism: Teleopsis dalmanni
Lineage: Eukaryota; Metazoa; Arthropoda; Insecta; Diptera; Diopsidae
Product: protein lin-31-like
Exons: 5
Coding region: 1-1146 (381 amino acids)
Biological process (GO): regulation of transcription by RNA polymerase II; cell differentiation; anatomical structure morphogenesis
Molecular function (GO): RNA polymerase II cis-regulatory region sequence-specific DNA binding; DNA-binding transcription factor activity, RNA polymerase II-specific
Source: RefSeq, a predicted model, not a curated record